Scylla paramamosain (green mud crab) is the source of this 6017-nucleotide messenger RNA. RefSeq names its product fibrocystin-L-like. The coding region runs from base 507 to 5162 and encodes 1551 amino acids. The transcript is spliced from 34 exons. The record is from RefSeq and is a predicted model, not a curated record. NCBI's taxonomy places the organism in Eukaryota, Metazoa, Arthropoda, Malacostraca, Decapoda, Portunidae.
AUAAUAAUAACAGUAAUGCAUUAUUAAUAUUAUCAUUAUUAAAUAUGUUCACUAAUUUCAAUGAGAACAAAUAUUUAUCAUCAUGUUCAAAGUGAUUGUGUUGGCCAGCACCCCCACCACCUCAUUUACCCAGUGACCUCAGAUCUUGAUGUUGCAGGUGGCGCAGGAUCACUCCUGAGCUGGGUCUUUGUGUUGGCAAAGACAAUUCAGUCUUCACUAGGCCCUCUACUGAUGUGGUGAGCAGCACCACCCUCACACUGGAUGGCACUGGCUUCACUCUGUCCGGGGGCAUCCCUGAGGUCACCGUGGGGGGCAAAAGGUGUGGCCUGGUCUCCCCUGCUUCCCCCACCUCCCUCCAGUGCAUCGUCCCAGCACUUGGAGGAGGGAAACAUGAGGUGGUUGUGAGGGAUGCAGUGUAUGGAGACUCCAACAACUUGUCCAUCUCCCUCAUCUUCUCUCUCACCUCACUCACUCCCUCCUCAGGGAGCUUUGGGGGUGCUAGGAUCAUGCUGGCAGGUCAGGGCUUUGACCCGGAUGGCGGCUCCUUGGUGACCUUGUGUGACCUGCCCUGUGACCUUGUGAGCAGUGACAGCACCACAGCCAUAACCUGUGUGGCACCAGCCCUGCCCCACAGUGAGGCAGAUGUGACAUGUGAUGUGGUGGUGAGCAGCCCGAAUGGUUUGUCUGCCAGUCUGCUGGGUGGCUUCACCUACCAACUGGCUCUCACACUCUCCCUCACUGGCCUGGAGCCCCAGCGAGGCGGCACUGCUGGCGGCACCUCCCUCACCCUCACUGGCACUGGCUUUGGGUUGAGCGGCAAUAAGGUCACCAUUGGUGGGUCAGAGUGCAAGGUGACCCAAGAGGGUCCGACCAGCAUCACCUGCAUCACUGAGGCUCACCAAGGGUCGGGUCAAUUCCAGGUCAAGGUCACUGCCCCUGGGAAAGGCUUGGCAGCAGCUCAGAACAAUAGUGGAAUCUUCUCCUACUUCGACCUCUGGAGUUCACCAUUCACUUGGGGCAGCGAACCGCCACCAUCACAGGGGCAGCUGGUGGUGGUGACUCAGGGCAAGACACUGCUGCUGGACCAGUCAACACCAGUGCUGAAGAUGCUGCUCAUCCAGGGCGGCCACGUGGUGUUUGAUGUGGAGACUGUGGAGGAGCUGGUGUUGCGGGCAGAGUAUAUUUUGAUCAUUGGUGGUGGCUCUCUCAGUAUUGGGUCGGAGGAUCAGCCUUUCCCUGGUGAGGCCGUCAUUGAACUGCACAGCAACACACACUCCACCGAGCUGCCCUUGUAUGGUGCCAAGGUGUUGGCGGUGCGUGAUGGGACGCUGGACCUUCAUGGCCGUCACGUCCCCAUCACCUGGACCCACCUGGCACACACGGCCUCCCUUGGGGACACCAACCUCACCCUGUCCCUGCCCGUCACCUUGAGGCAGGGUGACCAGGUUGUUAUUGCUACCACAGAGAACAGGUUCUACAUGAAGGAGAACGAGGUGAGGACCAUCGCAUCAGUCUCUGAGGAUGGCCUGGAGGUCACACUGACAGAGGCACUGGAGCACACCCACCUCUCCGUCACCCAGACUCUCGGGGGACACACAGUGGAGACACGUGCAGAGGUGGGACUCCUCACCCACAAUGUCAAGAUCCAGGGAAAUGUUGGCACCGACUUCAGUGUGGCUAUUGAGGGCUGUGACACUGCUUUUAGGCCUGACCAGCACGCCACCCAGUCAAGUUUCAAUGGUCGACAUGGAGACGAGAUUGGCGGUGACCAAUUUGGCGCCACCGUGAUACUGUCUGGAAAAUUCCCUGACCUGGACUUGGUGAUGGGACGCAUUGAGUACGUGGAGGUGACCAAGACUGGUCAGGCAUUCCAACUUGGGCGGUACCCACUCCACUUCCACCUGGCUGGGGACAUGGGUGGUUCGUACAUCCGCGGGUGCUCCAUCCACCACACCUACAACCGCGCAGUGACAAUGCACUCAACAAACAACCUGCUGGUGGAGCAUAAUGUGGCGUACAACAACAUGGGUCACGCUAUCUUCACAGAGGAUGGGGUGGAGCAGAACAGUGUGGUGCAGUACAACCUUGCAGUCUACACCAGGACCUCCUCUUCCCUUCUUAAUGUGGAUGUGACACGCUCCUCAUUCUGGGUGGUGAACCCAAACAACAUUUUCCGUCACAAUGCAGCUGCCAGUGGAACACACUUUGGUUACUGGUACAGGCUGGACCACCACCCCUCGGGCCCAUCCGCCACCAACAUCUACUGCCAGAACACUGAAAAGAUGGGACUCUUCUUCAAUAACACUGCACAUUCCAUGGGAAGGUAUGGUCUGUGGGUGUUCUCCAAUCCAGGAUAUCACCCAAAGUCCAACAUCUGUGGAGGCAGGGACAUGGGGGCCAAGUGGCAAAGCUUCACCGCGUGGCACUGUGAGCGGGGUGCCGAGGCAGUAUCUGGCACUAAGCUGCAGUUCCACAACUUUGUGAUGCUUGAUAACCAACAGGCUGGCAUGGAGAUGGUGUCUGUGAAGGGAGGGUUCGGACAGGAUGACAGCCCUGGCAUCUUCAAUUCCCUGGUGGUGUGUCACUCGGCCCUCAACUCCAGUGCCUGCACCUCAGGAACCAGUGGUAUUGUGGCGCCCAAGACCCAGAUCUUUAGUAUCUCCAAUGUCACAUUUGUUAACUUUGAUGAGGGUGGAAGUGCUGCACUGUCUGGCUGUUCUCAGUGCAGGAACUACCAGGGAGGCUACAGGGCACAGGUUAAGGGUCUGGCCUUUGAGAAUUCACCCAACAAGAUCAGGUUUCAGUGGGAACACGAGACAAUCUGGAUAGACGCUGAUGGCUCUCUGACGGGCGAACCGGAGGCAAAUGUUGUUCCCACAAUGGGCAUCUUACCAACUGAUUCCUGCACUCAAGAAGCAGCAUUCUCUGUCACCAAGAAUGUGCCAGGAUCAGUUUGCCGAGGGGCCAUGAAAUUCCUGCGAGUGGCCGUCACCAAUCCGAGCCCUUCCUCACUGCUUGGCAAGGACCUGGUGGUAAGCAACGACUUCGGCGCCACCCACAUCCCUUACCUCAUGUUCCGUAUUGGUGGUGCUGGCUGGAUGGGGCUUGUCUACACUGGUGCCACCUUUGACUUCAACUUUGAAAAUGCUAAUCAGUUCGUCAACAUGUCAUACAAGACUAACACAAAAUUCAUGACAAGAAAUGACUACUAUUUUGUGAAACACACACUCACCCAGACACCUGACAGAAUUGAGACGACCAAGGGUGAGAGGGAGAGCCUGGAGUCCCUGCCUGACCUCACCACAAACAUUCAUGGGGACUUCUACUGGGACACAGACUCAAAGGAACUCACAUACAUGGUGUCGCACAGUAAAAAGACUACAAAAAGGCAUGGCAACAUGGUCUUUGAUGACCGAGUUCCUGGUCAAUCAAGGCAGAUCAGUUUCAGUGUGUAUAAGUGUCAGCACAAAGGAUGUUCUGCACCUGACCCUAGACCAGUCCCCACAACACAUCCAGAUGCACCUUUCCGCUGGUCUGAUGUGGAGACGUGGAAGCAUAUGCCAGUCAGUACUGGUGGCCACCCAACAGAGGCAGAAUACAGCCUGCCCGUGGAGGGAGAUGAGAUUGUGAUUCCUGAGAGCAUGUGGCUCGUUGUGGACACGGCCACACUCAAGCUUGGCCGUGUCUUUGUGUAUGGCACCAUUGAGUUUGAUGACACGAUGGACCACAGAUUUGAGGCCACCAUUAUUUACAUCCAGGGAGGCUCUUUAAUGGCUGGCUACUCCUCAGACACUCCCUUCACCCACAGUCUCAUCAUUCGCCUGAUGGACCCUGAAGAUGUUGAUGCCUAUAGCAUGAACCUGGGCUGGAAAACUAUAGGUGUGUUUGGCUAUCUCAGGCUGCAUGGGCAGGUGUGCAGGAGAUCAUGGCACAAGCUUGGGGCCACAGUGGAGGUUGGGACCGGCCACAUAACUCUGGCCGAGGAUCCUGAUGCUUCCUGGCUCAAUAAAGAGGUGGGUGUGACAACAACAGGAAAAGAGGCAACAGAGAGCGAAGUGAGGCGAGUGGUAGCAAUCAAUGGUGCCACACUCACCCUAGACUCAGCACUCAAAUUCCAGCACCUUGGGGAGAUACACACGCUGUCAGACGGCACUUCCAUCACACUGGCUGGGGAGGUCGGUCUCCUGAGCCGGAACAUUGCGGUGGAAGGAAUCACGGAGAACAGCAACGGGGGAAGAAUUCUGGUCUCCACAGUCUUCCAGAAUGGCAAGCAUUAUGUUGGUUCGGCCCAAGUGGAUGGUGUGGAGUUCCGUAACAUGGGGCAGGAAGGCUUCACCGACAUCACUGACCCACGCUACUCCAUUGCCUUCCUGGGCCUUGAUGCCAUUGGUGACCAUUCUAGCUACGUCAAGAGGUCAUCAUUCAAUGUCAACUAUAAUGUGGCUGUUGGGCUCAUCAAGACCUUGAACAUGGUAGUGGAGGAGAACGUUAUCUAUCAUGAGCUGGAUUCAGGCAUAAGACACGAGACAGGCUCCAACACCUACAGGUGGAACCUCAUCACAACUGUGUUCUUCCUGGGGACUUAUGAAGACAGACAGGAAACAGAGAACUUGAAUUGGAGUGGUGCCUUUCAGCUGGACAAUGCACCCAACACUGUACUGACUGGCAAUGUUGUUGCUGGUGCAGAACAGGCUGGCUACAAGACCCUUGGAGAGCUGUGCGAGGACACAACUUGGUGGAUGGGGAAUGAAGUGCACAAUGCAAUUUAUGGAGUCAUGCUAUGGAAGAAGGGAGGCACAGGGCCACUGACAGACUGCUGCAGACUCAACAACUUCUACACCUGGAGAAUCUCAGACACAGGCUUCUAUGUCCAGCACUAUGCCAGCUCCCUCAUCACUAAUGUUGUCUCUGUGGACAGUCCCCUGGGAGCAAUGCAGAUCAUCUAUGAGCCAGAUUCACUGAGUCACAAGUUCCACCCCAAGACAGCCAAUGCCAGUCACUCCCUGUUUGUGGGUGUCUCCCCAUCACACACUUGUGAAUACCAGGCAUCCAAGUCCCGGAUAAUGAAGUUCUAUGGAGAUAAAUUUUUUGGCGGAGGCGUCGGCGGAGGAAACACUGGCAUCCUCUUAGCAUCAUUCACCUCUGGAUCUAAUAAGUUGUAGGGCUGGGCAGGAUUCUAUAAAACAGACAGAAUCCUGACGGAUCCCAGAUUGAGGCAGCUGACAAGUUUCCGAAUAAAGGCAUUGUCCGUGAUGCUUCCUGUGCUGUGGUUCCAUCGUGGCAGGCAUGGAAGUGCUUCUCGCUGCGUUGCCGCCUCAUGAUCAUUGAGAGCAUAGACACAGACACAGAGGUGCGGCGCCUCUCCCCCAUCGCCCUCAUUGCCAACCCUGGCCCCAGUGGGUACGUGGACCUCCUCCUUCUCUUCCUCCUAUACACGCCAUGGUUCAGACAUAUUUUUGUACAUGCGUUUAUCUUAUAUUAUUUUAUUUUACUUUAUUUUUUUGUUUAAUUUCUAUCCAGGCUCGUGUACUCGAUGCCUCAGCUCACGAGGUUCACAUUCACGCGCACGAGGCGGAGUGAGGUAGAGGUUCAUGAAGCUUCGAGUCAUUUUGUACUGGAAUGCGCCGUUAGUUUCAGUUAUGAGUCAUUAUUGCAGUAAUAUUGCACGUAGCUUCCUUCAUCUGAAUAUAUGCACAGUUUCUUCUCAUUCCUGUGGUGUUUUCAGAAUCGUUAUAUUCAUUCUUUCUUUCACUAAUUCUUUCAUUCAUUUGUUCUUUUUAUAUAUAUUUUUUUUCAAUAUUCUGUACGUUCAUAUAUUAUUUCAUUCUUUCUUUUGCUCGUUCGUUCGUUCAUUCAUUAAUUUAUUUAUUAUUUCGUUUGUUCAUUCACUGAUUCAUUCGUUGGCUUUCUUUUCAUUAUUUCUUACGUUCGUUCACUAUUUCAUUCUUUCGUUCGUUCGUUCAUGCAUUUAUUCUUUCAUUCAUUCACUGUGGCACAUUAAAAUCAGUAGAUCCUUU